Molecule: messenger RNA, 3029 nt
Organism: Haliotis rufescens (red abalone)
Lineage: Eukaryota; Metazoa; Mollusca; Gastropoda; Lepetellida; Haliotidae
Product: cytochrome P450 2J6-like
Exons: 4
Coding region: 125-1600 (491 amino acids)
Biological process (GO): xenobiotic metabolic process
Cellular component (GO): intracellular membrane-bounded organelle; cytoplasm
Molecular function (GO): oxidoreductase activity, acting on paired donors, with incorporation or reduction of molecular oxygen, reduced flavin or flavoprotein as one donor, and incorporation of one atom of oxygen; heme binding; iron ion binding
Source: RefSeq, a predicted model, not a curated record
CAUUCUGUAAACUUUGAUAAACCUGCUGUGCUAUAAGUGAGGGCUGCAUAUGAGCGACUCGACAGUUGUACUCUGUCUCGCUCUCGUGUCGGGUUAUAGACGGAUUGGAAACUAGCGUAAGACAAUGUGGGAGUGUGGAGUUACAACAGUUGCCUCAUUUCUAGCUGUUGUGCUGGCUGUGUCGUGGCUGUUGACGCGGCGGCGUUCUGGACUUCCCCCAGGGCCCCCUCUCCUCCCGUUUUUGGGGAACGCCCUGUCUAUGGGCUCUGAUCCCCGGGUCACGUUUAAGAACCUCCGACAGAAGUAUGGCGACAUCUUUAGUGUGUAUGUCUUCCACCAGCCCCUCAUAGUCCUCAACGGCUACAAUGUUAUAAAGGAAGCCAUUGUCAAGAACGCCGACGUCUUCUCAGAUAGACCACAUUCUUUUAUAACUGAGUUUGUAGCACGGGGAAAAGGAGUUAUCGGAACCUCCGGGGAAUUGUGGCAUGAACAGAGGCGAUUUGCUCUCAACACUCUGCGAGAGUUUGGGGUGGGAAGAACCGUCAUGGAAGACAAGAUAAACCAGGAAAUCGCAGAGUUUGUGGCAGCCGUGGAGGAAGAGAAAGGCCAGGGUUUUGACAUUAAGCGUCUUGUGCAUAACGCUGUGUCUAAUGUCAUCUGUUCCACUGUCUUUGGCAAACGUUUUGAAUAUACAGACCCUCUCUUCGUCACAUUCCUGACAGCAAUGGAAGAGAAUUUUGAAAACACCACAGCAGCUGGGUUAUUGAACAUUUUUCCUCUUGUUCGAUUUUUGCCUGGAGAUCCGUUCCGGUUCAAGAAAACCAUGAACAAUGUCGAUAUAGUGGACAAUCUUCUGAUUGAUCCUUCAAUUAAAGAUCACAUAAACAAUCACGAUGACGACAACCUGGACGACUUCAUCCACGUAUACCUGAAGGAGAUGCGACUUCGCCAACAGAAACAAGACACCACCACGUUAGACUUGGAGAAUCUGGCUCGGACCAUUGCUGAUCUGUUCGUUGCUGGCACAGAGACAACGGCCACCACAAUACGCUGGACACUGGUCUACUUCCUGAACUACCCGGAUGUUCAGGAGAAGUGCUUUCAAGAAAUCCAGGAGAACGUUGGUCAGAGCAGACGGCCCUCCAUGAAAGACAAGACGAACCUUCCCUACGUGGAGGCCACCAUUAUGGAAGUGUUGCGAUAUGGUAACAUUGUCCCUACUGGUGUCCCUCACGCCGUUCCACAUGAUGUCCAGUUCAGAGGCUACACCUUCCCAAAAGGCGUCACAGUUAUCACGAACCUUGAUUCAGUCCUUCAAGACCCGGAUUUAUGGAGAGACCCGCAAACUUUUAGACCUGACCGUUUCCUUGACGACGCAGGCAAGAUUCAAAAGAGGGAUGAAUUCAUCCCCUUUUCUCUGGGUCGAAGAGUUUGCCUGGGGGAGUCGAUGGCCCGGAUGGAGCUCUUCUUAUUCCUCACUACCAUGAUCCAGAGGUUCCAGUUCCUCCCGGUGGACGGCCAGAAGCCGCCAUUAGAUGGGAAAAUGGGAAUUACACACAUGCCACAACAGUUCCAAGUAAAAGCUGUUCCCCGGAACUAAUACUGUUCGGAUCAGUAUAGGGGUCACAGUCAACAAUCUCAACAGGAAUAGAAAGUAACACCCUAUAAAUAUUUCAGUUGGGUUUAACGCUGCUUUGAACAGUAUUACAGUUACAUCACGGCGUGGAAACCUGGGGGUGGGGUGGGGGCAGAAGUGAUGCAGGUCUUAGACGUUUACUACUUCGGUGAAACCCACGAGCUACGGUAUGGUCCUGACAAACCUAGAAACAUAUUCAGGGCGAACCAGGACUCGAACCCAUAAUCAUAUUAGGUUUUUGGCGUGCUCAAGGGACGCAAAUCUACACAGCCAAUCGCGGCACUUUAGACGAAUUGGCCACAGCUGAUUGUGAAAGCGUAGCCUAUUGUAAUACUAUCAUUGAAACAGUGUAUGCUGUUGAAACGAUUUAACAAAACGAUCAGCAUAGUAUUUGUAUCAACAUUAGACGAGAAAAUAUAAAUUCAUAUGUGUACCCUGUUAGUAAUUGUGUUUGCGGAUGCGGUGUCUUGUAUCAAUGUAAAUGUAGUUUAACACGCACUUUUUCUUGUGCAACAUGUUUUCUUUGUUUUUAUGGUAUAUGUACAUACGAAAUCAUUAUGACGAUAUUUUUUAAAAAUUCCUAACCGCCCUAGAGUGGUGUACAUGCCCUAGAGCGCUUUGCACCCGCUUGUUGCCGAAAAGCAAGGUUCCAGUCUCGCUCUAUCCACCUUUUUCCGCAUAUCGCAUUUCGCUGUCGGUAACCGUUGACCUAAUCCGUCUCACAGUCCCUGAACCAUCUCAUUUUCCGCCCAGCCCUUUCUGUAAUGCAAAAUCCCCAAAUAAAGCAAAUCUACGUUUUCCGCAGGUUCAGGAUCUCCCAUCUCACUGGGGCUCCUUUUCAAUAUAUCUCUAUCAAAAUUAUAUAUUUUCUGAGACCAAGCGUUAGUCUAGCGUUGACACAGAGUUCUGCCUGUCGAGAGAGACGGGGACAGGCCAUCAGCAGAUCGCUAUGACGAAGGCAUAAAGCACUUUGUGACAGCAUGAUAAUUGGCGGGUCAGGCUACUGGAAUAAACAUACAGUACGCUGAAGACAAGGGCGGUAACUCUUAUAGACAAGUAUUGUUCAUGGCUACAUAAAACAUGCGCACUCACAACGUUGUGGGUUUCAAUUUUAAUAAUAUAUGCAUGUCUCCACUGAUCUCGUACAUUAUAAGAUGAUAUGACAACAAUGUAACUAUUACUUUAAAGAGAUUAAUUAUGAAAAAGAUAACCUUGCUACUGUAGAUUCCCUUCUAUCCAUCAGGUUUACCACUAUGAUUGAGUCAACAUUAUACAUCUUGUUCCUUGGAAACAAUAACAUAUGUUUCAGGAAGUCAUGGAUGUAAAAACAUAUUGCUAGUUUUAUUUUUAUAUGUUUGUUUUCUGCUUUGAUAUUACAUAAAUAUUUACACUC